UACGAGUCCUUUCUCCUCAACAAUGUCUCCACAAUCUCUACUCUCGAAUCAUCUUUGAGGUCUAUUACUUGGUUUUUGCCCGGAAGAUUCAAAGAUGCCGAGCUGGCUUCCGAAGCUCUCACUACAUUACUCAAUGUUAUGAGUAUGUAUCAUGAUACUCUUCUUGCGAAGGUUGUCAAGAGCAACCCGGGCUACCGCCCCCUUAUACCGUUGUCCUUGCAUACUCGUUUCACAAGAGCAUGGUCCGACAAAGUUUCCCAAUAUAAAUGGGUUGCCAGAGCCCUCGAAAUAAUACGUUUCACUGAACUCGUGAUUGAGAUGGGACUUCGCAGGAAAGUCUCUGUGCAAAAUAGAUGGAGAGCCAUCAUUCUUCUGGAACUUAUCAAAGCUUCCUUUCGUCUCUUCCUCUUGAAGAUCACCCACCAGCCAUUAGUCUCCCCACCAAUACCCGAGCGAGAUUUUGACCCAACGGUGUUGCCGCCCCUCAGUAAUUCUUCCUCCCCGACAUUGGCUCCUUCUUCGCCCUCACAUUCCCCACCUAUAACCCCCGAUCACCUCAGGAACAAUCAUACUCCUCUCCCUCCACAUUCUCUUCUGACCACACCUUCUGGGUCUGCUGUCGAAGAUUAUCUCCUCCCAAAAGCCCUCACCACGUCCAACGUCAAGCCAUCGCUUUCUCUUAUCAAGACACUAUCUGGACCCCGAGAAUGGCUUGCAGAGGUAAUUUACGUACUUCGACCCCUUGCUUAUGUUUCGUUGCUUGUCGCCGAUAAAAAUAGCCGUGAAAAAUCGAAUCGUGCCCUGAUGGUAGCAUUAUUUAUGGAAUUGAUGUCGCGAAAUUUGCGCCGCACUCCUUCUCCGUCCGCUGUCCUUGAACGGGCUGAGUACGCAAAGAGGGAUAAGGAUAUGCUGUGGUACCUUUUGAGAGGAACGAUAUGGGACAAUUACACUCGGUCGGUCCUU
Messenger RNA from Laccaria bicolor S238N-H82, 963 nucleotides. RefSeq lists its product as uncharacterized. Gene Ontology annotation, cellular component: peroxisomal membrane. Gene Ontology annotation, biological process: peroxisome organization. The record is from RefSeq and is a predicted model, not a curated record. The annotation marks the transcript as partial. The transcript has 4 exons. Lineage: Eukaryota; Fungi; Basidiomycota; Agaricomycetes; Agaricales; Hydnangiaceae.